Messenger RNA from Microplitis demolitor, 2251 nucleotides. It is a transcript of the gene l(3)72Dn, whose product is annotated as U3 small nucleolar RNA-associated protein 4 homolog. Gene Ontology annotation, molecular function: protein binding; RNA binding. NCBI's taxonomy places the organism in Eukaryota, Metazoa, Arthropoda, Insecta, Hymenoptera, Braconidae. Gene Ontology annotation, biological process: maturation of SSU-rRNA from tricistronic rRNA transcript (SSU-rRNA, 5.8S rRNA, LSU-rRNA). The record is from RefSeq and is a predicted model, not a curated record. The transcript is spliced from 4 exons. Bases 126 to 2219 code for a protein of 697 amino acids. Gene Ontology annotation, cellular component: 90S preribosome; t-UTP complex; small-subunit processome.
AGAUGGCGCCUUUGUCAUCCUUCACCAGUUUACAUGUGCACGUGUUUUCAUAAUGUUUACGACGCCAGUGAAGUAAUAAAUAAAGUAUAUAAAAUAUAAAUAAAUAAAAAAUUGUAAUUAAGACUAUGGCUUCAUACAAAAUACAUAAUGUCCGUUUUUACAAUCUCGAACCCAGAUCUAUUUUUUGUCUCUGCUACGAUAAAUACAGCAAAAAAUUAGCUCUUUCAAGAAACGAUAAUUCAAUAGAGUUAUGGAACGUAGCAAAUGCUCCGUUUCUUGAAUCAACAAUCGUGGAUCAUAUAGAAGAAUCCAUCGAAUCGAUGAUAUGGAUUAAUUCCAGCCGAUUAUUAUCAACCGGUCUCCGUGGUAUGAUUACCGAAUACAAUGUAUCAGCCCUCUGUAAAAAAUACGAAGUCGCUGUAACUGGAGGUGCUGCUUGGUGCAUUGACAUAAACCCCAGCAAAACUCGUGUUGCCGUUGGUACUGAAGACGGCUACGUAAAUACCUUUACAAUUGCUGAAGAUUCAUUGAUAUACGAGAGAAUUUUUGACAAACAGAAAGGCCGGAUACUCUGUAUAAAAUGGGACAACACUGGAGACAUAAUAUUCUCUGGAUCAGCAGACACUGUAAGAGUCUGGAACGCUAUUUCAGGUCAUGCGAUUCACAAAAUGACAACAGCACGUAAACAUAUAAAAAAAGAAACGAUUGUAUGGUGUCUGGGUGUCACCAGUGACAAUUAUGUCGUAUCAGGAGAUUCUCGCGGUGUAUUAUCGAUUUGGGAUCCUAAUAUGGGCACACUUGUUGAGUCGCAUGAUAGUCAUACAGCAGAUAUACUGGCACUGACGAUAUCCCAAGAUUCAAAUGUCAUUUAUUGUGCUGGUGUUGAUCCCGUGGUCCGGAGUUUUUCAAAGGUGACUAAAACAGCUGGUGGAAAAGGUACCGCUAGUUGGGUCAAAGGUAUUGAGAGACGUUUACACAUGCACGAUGUCCGUGCACUUGUUGAAGCUGAUGGUAAAUUAUAUUCAGCUGGUGUUGAUGGUUACCUGGCACAAUCAAGUUACCCUCCUAAAAUGCUCGCUAAAUAUCCGCCACUUUUGCAGCCAACUUGCGUAACAGUAUGUCGUAAGAGACGACGUAUAUUAUUGCGUUACGUUGAUUAUUUAGAAUUAUGGGAGCUGGGUAAUGCGGCUGAAGACGCAACAGUUACUGCUGGAAUGUUCCAUUCAUUGCAAAGCGAGCCGAGAAAACUUUUAGAGCUUCGCACAAAAGGUCAAGAAACCAUUACAUCCUGUGCGAUUUCGAAAGAUUCUAAAAUUAUCGUCUAUUCAACGGAAACCCACAUGAGGGUUUUCAAUUUUAGCAUUGAUGAUGAUGAUGCACAUUUACAGAAAUCAACAGCUUCAAAAUUAUUAAAACGUGUUCAUAAAAUGUUGUUUAGUCCAAAUGGUAAAUUAUUUAUUGCAAAUGCAUAUGAUACUGACGGUAAUGGGGACAAUGACGAUGGAAAUAAAAUAUAUGUUUAUAAAAAAGACAAUAAUCAGUUGAUGUUAGAGAGUUCAUUUAGUACAAGUGAACAAAAAAUAGAAAACAUUGGAUUGAUAUGUUUUUCUCCAGAUAACAAGUACCUGAUAUGCUCGGAUCGAUGCGGUGGCAUAGUUGUGUAUAUUGUCGCUGAGUUGGCUUCAGGAUCACCCAGCUGGUGGUCGCUUCCAAGAUACACCUGUCCUCCGACCGCUAUGGCUGUACAGAAGAGCACGUCCAAUCUCGUUGUCGUGUACUCUGAUCAUAAGAUAAUCGAGUAUAAUUUACCGAGGAGGCUGUACACUGAAUUUUCAAACAACUUGCAGAGUAAAAUACCAACUCACUGGCUAGCGAGACCUUUUCCCAUAACAAAUAUCACCUUUGAUCCUAACAAUGAUGGCGUUAUAAUUCUUCAUGACGAUACUACUGUCUAUGCGUUACACAAAAAUAAAGAUUUAUCGAUGAUGGAGAAAGGCAGUAAAAUCAGAAAACACGGUGCUGGUGAAGACGACAGUAGAUCUAGCUCGGGAUCAAGCUCUCAGACGCAAUCUGUUUUUCAAUCGAUUAAAAAAUAUAAGCAUUUGGUGCAUUUUGAAUGGUUUAAUAACGAAGAAAUGGUUGCUGUUGAAGUAAAUCCUAUUUCACUGACAGAAAAAUUACCACCGACGUUAAAACAAAAAUGUUAUGGUGUCAUGUAAAUUUUAAUAAAUUUUAUUUUAUUUUACAAAUA